GGGAUCCAACACGACAACUUGUGAUUCUCGUUGAGGUGAAAGAGGCGUAGAAAUUGACAGGCUUCCAAAUCGCGUCUUUCAUGAUCGAGUCUUAUGGACAAUGGCAUCAAAAGCGGAGCAAAGAAACUUCAUUUUUGUUGUCAAGUUGUGUUUGUGAAUUUUGUUGCAAUGGUGAAGCAAAGCGAGGCAGAGAUAAGUCUUGAAGAAGGAGCCCCACAAGAGACUAUGUCAGCUGAACAGGAAACAAAGGAAGUUAGUUUGGAACAAAAGACAAACCGCUUUGCAAUUACAGGACAUACUGAAGAGGAAAUGGAUACUGAAUUAAAUAAGCUUGACGAAGAAAAUAAUAGACUAAGUAAGAGGAGAAUUCUGACUUCUACAGCUUUUGGUAAUCCGAAGCACUUCAUUUGGAUUCUUGCUUCGUUCGCGAGCAUGGGAGGAAUCUUAUAUGGUAUUGACCAGUCCUUAAUAAGUGGUGCUGGUAUCUAUAUGCCAGUAGACUUGAAUAUUGACCAGAGUAAAGAAGAUAUGGUAACUGGGUUUAUGCCUCUUGGUGGCGUAUUUGGUGCAUUGAUGGUAUGGCCGGUUAAUGAAUUGCUUGGACGGAAGUACACCAUCAUUGUCGCUUGUCUUCUGUAUACAGUCGGUGGUAUUUUAGAAGCUGAUGCUCAAUCGUUUGGUAUGAUGUUGCCUGGAAGAAUGAUUCUUGGAGCUGGAGUAGGUUUGGAAGCAGGAACGGUUCCUCCGUAUAUUGCAGAAUGUAGCACAAAACGUUGGAGAGGAGGUUUGGUGUCCUUGUAUCAAGUUAUGAUAAUGCUUGGCUUGUUAUUCGGUUACAUCGAUGCUGCCAUAUUUGUUGAUGUUUCUGGUAACUGGCGAUGGAUGCUUGGAUCUUCUUUAUUAUUUUCAACCAUCUUUCUCAUUGCAAUGUUGUUUUUACCUGAAAGUCCACGUCUUUUGAUGAGGAAAGGUCGGAAGGUGGAUUCUUAUGCCGUGUGGAAGAGAGUUCGAGGAUUUGAUGUCUUUGAAGAGAAAGAAGAAUUCUUCUAUAUGGAGCUUUGUGUUUUGGAGGAACGUGAGGCAGAAAAGUCACGCUUUGUCUGGUUUGACUUUAUCCGUAUUCCACGUUGUCGCAGAGCUGCAGUUUACGGUAUUCUCAUCAUGAGUGUUCAGCAGUUCUCUGGUAUCAAUUCUAUCAAUUAUUAUAUGGGAACACUGAUGGUAGAAACUGGUCUUUCAGCCCAGAAUGCAGUAUAUACCAGUAUGAUUGGUGGUGGCACUGGAUUUCUCUCCACGAUUCCUGCAAUAUAUCUGAUGGAUCGAUUAGGACGUCGUCCAUUAUUAUUAACACUUAUUGGAGGAGUUGUCGUGGGAUUGUUUAUCGUUGGUUUCUCAUUUCUUGCUUCAAAUAUUCAUACAAAGGAAGGUGUAUAUAUUUGGGGCGUUGUUAUUUAUUAUCUUUUCUGGGGCUCAUGUCUUGGACCUACUCCUUGGGUUGUUGCCUCAGAAAUCUAUCCUACUUAUUUAAGAAGUCACGGAAUGCUGCUUUCAGAUGUGACUAACUUUACUGGCAACUUUAUCACAACUUACGCAUUCAAACACAUGACAAAUGCCAUGACCAAUACGGGCACCUUUGUAGGUUUCUAUGGAGGUCUUACUUUAAUUGGUUGGAUUUAUCUGAUGUUCUUUAUGCCAGAGACUAAAGAUAAGACUCUGGAAGAAUUGAAUGAAGUAUUUGAAAAGCCCACGUCUGACAUUUUGAAAGAGAAUGUCGUUAGAGUGAAAGAAACUUGGGAUGAUUUGUUACAUAUGCGUUGGAGAAAUAUUUGGAUAUUAUCCAAGUAAGACAUUUUGGCGCCUUGUGUCUUUUGUGUCGUGUUUUU
Molecule: messenger RNA, 1883 nt
Organism: Galdieria sulphuraria
Lineage: Eukaryota; Rhodophyta; Bangiophyceae; Galdieriales; Galdieriaceae
Product: MFS transporter, SP family, sugar:H+ symporter
Exons: 2
Coding region: 94-1845 (583 amino acids)
Biological process (GO): transmembrane transport
Cellular component (GO): membrane
Molecular function (GO): myo-inositol:proton symporter activity
Source: RefSeq, a predicted model, not a curated record